GUGGCAGUAGUGGAGGCUGGUGGCACCCACGUUGUUGGGGAGUGAGCUAACAGCAAAUUUUAGUAAUCUUCAAAAGAGCUUUGUAAAAUGGUGAACAUAUUUUGAGUAUAGGGCUCAGCACCUUGGAUAGUUCAUGCUAAAAUUCAGGGAGUUAAUUCAUUGCCUCACUGAUAUGGGAAUCCACAGGCACCAACGCUUAGCAGUAUAGCUGAGGUGGUGAUGGUUAGAGACCCCAUCUUUAUCAUUUUCAGUCAUUUAUCAUUUCAAGACAUUUUUCUGCCUGAAGUGAGGGACAAGGUGACACUCAUUUCACAUUUGACACAAACUGGACUGGCAUUUAGACCAUUCUUUAACACUGCUGAUGGGCCUAGAGUUUUUCUUCAUUCAGCCCAUUACGUCCUCCAGGCAUUCAUUCAAUAGAGAAACACUAUCCUUAGCUAAGGAUCAUCUGCACUCCACCUCUGGAUGAUUUCUCCCAGCAGUUUCAUGUAAAUGUUAAAAAGCAUUGAGGAUAUAAUGUCUCCCUUUUUGAGGAACAGCUAUCCCCAAGCAGCACCAUCUGGAUCCGUCUGAGAGGUAUGGCCAAAACCUCUGGCUCCGAUUCCCAAAUCUCCUAGGCAUUCCAGAAGGAUACCAUGAAACACAGAAGGCAGAGAGGUGACAUGACAGUUAUCUCCAAAUAUCCAAAGGGAUGUCAUGCAGAAGAUGGAACAAUCUUGUUUUCUGCUGCUUCAAAGACUGGAAUAAUUUGAUUACAAUUACAAGAAAUGAGGUUCCACUAAACAUUAGGAAGAAUGUUUUUACUGUAAGAGCAGUAAAAACAACAGUGAAAUAAGGCUGCUUUGGGAGUGGGGUAGAGUUUUCUUCUUUGGAAGUGUUAUAACGGGUUGGAUGGCCCAAAUCCUCACUUGUAGAGAACAAACUUUGAUUUAUGACAACCCUAUGGAUGAGAGUCUUGAAAGAGCCCUGGGUUAGAUCUGCCCUGCCAUAUAAUGCAGUUUGGAAUUGAUUAUACUUCUUUCAGCCGCCAACUUAGCUGAUGUUAAACAAAUUGUACAAAUCAGUGAAGAAAAGGACUGUUAAAGACUGCUUUUCAUGAUAACUAUAUGUUGCCUCCAGAAUUAGAGGCAGUAGGGCUCAGAAUACCAAUAACAGGGGAACAACAGUGGGAAGGUGCUAUCGGCUCCAUGCCCUUCUUGUGUGCUUCCCAAAAGUAUCCUGUGAGUAACAAGAUACUGGGUUGGAUACCUAUCUAGUAUACUUUUUAUUAUUUUCAAAAUUCUUAUUUAAAGUAAAGAAACUUUAGGUCCAUAGCAGGGUGAGCUCUGACAGAUGACUUUCUCUGCUAUGAUGCAAAAUGUCCAUGGAUUCCUUGCAUAGGGCUGUCUCCAUGAACAUAAGGCCAAGGGUUGUUGGUCAUGUUAGAAAGGGUGAUUGGGGUUCCAACCAACAUCAGAGCCUUUCCAUUGCUCCAAGAGCUCACUUAAGGAACCACGCAAAAUGGCGCCAGAGCUGGCUCCAGGUGGCUUCUGCUAUCCUUGGGAAGAAGGCCUUUGUGCCUGUCUUUCUCUGCAGAGUCAGUGGCAAAGAGCCAAAGAGCCUUCAUAGCAGAGCCCUCAUGAAGUUUCCUGCCUGAUGUCCUGACAGCAGCAGUGGGUCCCCAACCGCUACCAACUCUUAGGCUUCCGGCCGGGGCUCCAGCCUGAACCCCUGGUGCUAUCAGCUCCAGACCAGAUGCUUGUCAGGAUACUGUGGUAAAACUGUACAGAGCACAAGCUGCAAUUUGGGGUUUUCUCCGAUGUCAUUUACGAAGACAAAUUGGAUGGGGUGGGGUAGAGGGUGAGCAAGAGAGGAAAAAAGAUGCCUUGCCUUGUCAUUGCCUAUUAUUCAUUCUUGUUUUUCUCUUUCACAUGCUGAAAAGAAGCAUGGGCAAAAAAGAAGUCCCCCAUUUCUGUUAAGAGCUGGAAUUUGGGGGAAAUCUGAAUGGCCCAGCUAGGAAAGGCCUGGAGAAAUGUCUCAGCAUGAACUGUGACCAUCUUGGCUCUCUUGUUUGUCCCCCUAGUGGCACAAUGGGGGAAACUGCACCUCCUAGGCAUUGAUCAAAACUUGAACUUUGUAGGGAAGGCAAAGAAAAAGAAAACAUAUUUCAAUCACUCAUGCAAUGACUGAAUCAGAGCAUGCUUCUUGAGUGACAAAAGGGAUGAUGCAAGCUGGUUCUCCAUCCUCCCAUUCGGGGAUGGGGUUUUUUCCAGUCUCUCUCGCAAUCCAAACUCUCUGCGUGAAAAUGUUCUUGGAGUAUUCUUUGUUUUUAUCUGAAAAGUUACAAUCUGGCAUCAUUAUGGCAUGUACCAUAUAGAGCAGGCAUGGGCAAACUUUGGCUGUUAGGAAUUGUGGGAUUUGAAGUCCAAAACACUUGGAGGGCCAAAGUUUUCCCAUGCCUGGUAUAGAGAUUCUUCUUCUAGAAGAGGAUGAUGGAAUAUUGCCAGGAUUGCCAGCUUUUGUUGUUUGGAGUAAAGUCAAGAAGGUUUAGAUCUGGGGUGUUGUUGUUUUUAAUGAUAAUGGACUAUAACAAAGUCACUUACUCCGGAUCAGGGGAGUGAGGCCUUCUCAACAAACAGAUAAGCUUAGCUAUGCAAUCUUAAUCCUUUCAAUUAUCCAUCUCUUUCCCUGUCAUGUAAGGUCUUGAUCUUGAAGAUCUGUGGUUCUAAUUGUAAAGAGGUGUGUUUCAAAAGCCUUUCUUGCAGUUAGUGUGGUUGUGAACCAAAUUCAAACAAGCCUCCAUUUAAGAAAUACCAUGCUGCAUGCAAGGAGAUCUACUGGCCAGGUACUGAGGAAACAUCUUUUCAUUAGACAGAUAUGAAAAAAUUCAUUUGGCAAUAUUUCCUUCCACUUUCUCCCAAAAGAGGAGGAUCCAUCUGGAAAUACUGUGACCACUUCCCACUCCAUUGGCUUCCAGCAGAUGAAUCCCUACCAGUCACCAAACUGAGUGCGAGUCCAGACAGGCUUCCAACUAAUUCACUUGCACAUAAAUUAUUUCUGUUUUCUAAGUCAGGAAGCAAAGAGAAGAAAACAAAGCAAAGCAGAUCAUAUGAGAAGUGCCUGUUCUACUCAAAUAGAGUCUAGAGAACUGAAGAAGGCAGAAAUUGAUUUAGGGCCAGACCUUUGUAGCAUGUUUUGUAAUUACCUUAGUUGAACCAUGGGAUUAACUAAACUGCAAGGCUUUAGGCCCAGCCAAGAAUGCCAUGAAUUGCUCCAUGCUUUAUGAGCUGGCUGACAAAAUGAUGCUGCUAUCCAAAUGUUCAGAUCUGGAUACAUUCCCUUGAUGAUGGCAAUCAUCAUUUGUGUUUCUAGUUUCUAGGAAAUAGCCAGAUGUUUCCAUCAAGUUUGAGGGUAGAUUGUAAUAUUCCUAUUGUAUUAUCUCCCAUGCAGUGCUUUAUUCAGAUCAGAAAAUGUAGACUUUUCAUAACACAUUUCUUGAGGAUAAAUACCUGCAAAGGUUGUCAGAAUCAAUGCAGUCUGAAACCAAAUUGUAAUUGAGAACUGUGAGAUGGGAAGGAUAUAAACACAAAAGUUAUAAUUAAUAAUUUUACCCAAAUAAAUUAUUAUAAUAAAUCAUUUUCCCCAAAUAAAUUUCCCCAAACAAUUAAUAGCUUAGUAAUGAUAAACUACUUUUUAUUUUUAUUUUUUUAUUUCAUGUCAAAAGCAUUGCAUAAUAAAUAAAUUUAAAAGUGAUAAAAUAAAGGAAUCACAAACAGCUAAAUAGUUUUGGACCAAAAGCGGGCAACAGCAAUCAAGACCAUUGCUGACAAUUAUGUCUAUUAAUAUAGAAGGUUUGUCACUUGCUAAGGAAGAGCUAUUAGCCAAAAUGUCUGAGGACAUCUCGUGUGACAUUUUAUGUAUACAGGAAACACACAGAGACAUCACAAUGAGAAGACCAAUGAUAAACUACUGGUAAGUGGAGAAUGUAAUCCUCUGUCCUCUAGGUGGCGCAGAAUUCCUGUUCUUUACUAAAAGUAAUGUUUAAUUGGUCCAAGAGAGAAACAUUCUUCCAAAAUGUAAUGAGGAGGAAAAAAAUGUCCCUUAAUAUUGUGCAAGCUUUUGAGUUCUCCAGAAUUCAUUAUGGGGCUGGGUGAUACCAAAAGAAGAUCAUUGUGCAUAUUAACCAAAGUAUAAAGAUUAGACCAGAUAAUUUGAUUAUGAGAUCUAUACUUUAGAAUCAAGACUCAAGACUGAGAUGGCAAAGUGAUCACUGCCAUGUAAUGGUUGGUUAUUCUAGGACAAGGAAAUAGUAACCCUACAGUGAUGUUCAACUACUCCUUUGUCACAGAACACUCCACAUUACCUGAUAUCCUUUAGUACUGCUACUAGUAGUUAGGUUAAAGAUAAAGGUUUCCCCCCAACAUGAAGUCUAAUCGUGUCUGACUCUGGGGGUUGGUGCUCAUCUCUUAUUCUAAGCCGAAGUGCUGGCGUUGUCCGUAGACACCUCCAAGGUCAUGUAGCUGGCAUGACUGCAUGGAGCGCCAUUUUCUUCCCACCCAAAGCGGUCCCUAUUGAUCUACUCACAUUUGCAUGUUUUUAAACACCUAGGUUGGCAAAAGCUGGGGCUAAUGGUGGGAGCUCACUCAACUGACUGGAUUUGAACUGCCGACCUUUCGGUCAGCAAGUUCAGCAGCUCAGCGGUCUAACUCGCUUUACCACCAGAGGAGGUCCAACCAUAAGGCGAAAUAGGCAUUUGCCUGUGGCGCCAUCGUCCCGGGGGCACCAUCGUCCUGGGAGGAGGGCACCACUCUCCACCUCCUUCUCUUUCGGGCCUUUCAGCGGCCGCGCUGGGCCUUCUGGCCAGCGCAGACCCACCUUCGCACCACGCAAGCCCACCUUUGGGGCCUUCAGAGAUUGUGAGGUCUGUAGGAACUUGGAAGCUAGGUAUGUGGGGUUUAUAUAUCUGUAGAAGGUCCAGGGUGGGAGAAAGAACUUUUCUUUGAAGCAGGUGUGAAUGUUGUAAUUAAUCACCUUGAUUAGCAUUUAAUGGCCCUGUGGCUUCAAGGCCUGGCUUCUUCUUGCCUGGGAGAAUCUUUUUUUGGGAGGAGUUAGCUGUCCCUGAUUGUUUACUGUCUGGAUUUCUUCUGUUUUCAGAGUGUUGUUCUUUAUUUAUUGUCCUGAUUUUAGGGUUUUUUUUUUAAUACUGAGGGCUAUCUGGGUUAUCUAAGUCCACACUGCCCUAUAUCCCUGUUCAAUGUUUAGUGCUAAAUUUGCAAAUAUAGUAAUUCCUACAUAACAUUACCAUGUAUUGAACUGCUUUUUCUAUUGAUUUGUUGUAAAACAUGAUGUUUUGGUGCUUAAUUUUUAAAAUCAUAAUGUAAUUUGAUGUUUUAUAGGCUUUUCCUUUAUACUUCCUUAUUAUCCAACAUUUUCGCUUAUCCAACGCUUUUAUUUUUCAGUGAUUGGUUUGGGGGGGGGGGGGGGGGGUGCCAAAAUUCUGUUCGCCUACACUUGAAAAAUACCUAGGGCCGGCUCUGUUUACCACUAAGGGCUCUGUAGUAGUUAUGUACCUUCAACUGAACCUUGACAUUCCCAAAUUCUGAAUCAGGGUAGUGGGACACAUUUAACAUCUGGAUAUGUUGGAAUACAACUCUAUCACCUUCAGCCUGUGUAGGCAGUAGAUAGGAAUUUUGCAAGAUGCAGGGCUACACGUUCCCUAUCCUGGUCUGGGCAGUCACUUAUCCAGAAUAAGCCUUUUUUCAUAAGUAAAUAUAACUAUAGUAACUGUGUGGAUGUUAUGAUGUCUAUCAAGCAAAGUAAUAUAACAAAGAAGAAAGGCUAUGCAGGGCAUGCUCUCAAAAAAGGAAAUUAACAUCUGAUCCCUCUUUUGAUCUGAAGGCCUUUAGAAGAAAAAGAAAGGAUGUCAAAGGGCUUAGCAAAAUUAAAGUGCAUUCCUGUGCCUCUGGUGUCACCUUAUUUUAAUUUUAAAAUACAGAGUUCGAAAGCAGGUCAUUAACAACCGUAGCAAUUAUACGUUUCAAAGUGGAUGACGAAAUAAGAGUGACGCUCUUACAUUUAUAAAUUCACUUUGUUAGUAUUCACUUCUUAGUACCCAGAGAAGCCAUUUUUUCUUUUCAAAUGAUAUGUUUGAAAUAUCUGUGUGCUGUUGCCUCCAACACACAGUUCUGCUUUCACAGAUGAGGCGUAUCCGAGUAAGACUUACCUAGAACUAGCAAAGACUGAAAAUGAGAUUUUUUAUGUGCAAAGCAUGCGCACAACCAGUGAAUUACCACUAAUGUGAUUUCUUGAUUUUCCAGGGAAACAGGAGGAGAGGUCUCUUGGCUAGUGCAGCUGCAGAAAUUAGGAAAGUUAUGAAGGAAUUCAAUUGGCCCAGCAUGGGAAGCCUUCUAAGUACUGUGUCUCCCAGGCCCUUGGUCCUGGCAUGGGGAGACCUGUGAGCGCAUGCCUUACAUAUGUAUUGUGUGGGUGGCAAAUCUGUGCCAAAGGCCAGCGAUCAUUGAGAGAAGCUGCCGCUCCUUUCACUCGGUUUUCACUCUCUUAUUUGGGCGAUUUCCUGGUGCCUUUAAUGCUGAGGUAAAUUACAGGCCUUUGGAGCCAGGGCCUCCUGGAGCAGAGCUUUGCACCAGCCGGACCCUAAUCACGGACUCCCCGACUCCCACAAAGGCCAGGCUUUAAUUGCCCAUGACAUGCUAAUCUGCCGGACUGACUCAAACACUUCUUUAUCUGUGUCUCUCUCACUUCCCUCCUCCUUUCGCUCACAGCUCCCCAAUCUCCACCAUUUCUGUGAGCCGUUUACACUGACCCAGCCUGUGAGGGGACUUCCUGGCCUAUAGGAACUCUUUUUCCAAGACAGAAGAAGCCCUGUUGCUGCUCACACGCAACCUUGUCCCCACUGGUAAUUCUAUGCAUUUCUAGAGAGAGCAGCUAGAAGAAAUGAAACUUUCCUCCAGCCUGUGCAAGUGUUUUUGUUUGAGCUUCCUCCUUACAGCUCUACUGCAAGAGUCAGAAACUCUGAAUUCAGACAACCCUGAAUGUAGCCAAGGGGAAGGUGAUCCUCCAUGUUUGAGUUCUCUGGUGGCUAUGCCUCCUCCUUUGCUGGAAAAAGGUUGUGAUGGACUAGGAAGCUGCAGACUCCAUGUCCUCAUGCCAGAAGAGCCAGUCAUACCUGAGGAAAUUCAAGAUGUCCCAACUGGAGAACAGCAGAUGGAGUUCAAGCAGGUGAUGAAACAUGCUGGAGAUCCCAAUAAACAGGGCUCAUCCAAGGCUAGAACUUUGAUGGAUCGCCUUAGCUUGGUGGAAACCAAAGUGCUAUCCAUGGCAUCGAGCCUGCAGAAGUUGCAAGAGGAGAGCAGACUUAAUCUGAAUCGCCUAGAGGAGAAACUCAACUCCUUGGUGGCUCUGUUGCUGGGGAUCCUGUCUGGCUGCAAACUGCCUUGCAGUGAAUCAGUCUUGAAGACAUCAAUUUUAGAUUUAGGGAAAGAAUACAAGACUGAAGUGACAACAGCACUUUUGGUGGAACCCUCAGCAAAAUCUGAACACACAUAUCCCCGAGAUUGUGCUGAGAUCCACAAGCAGGGCAUCCAAGACAAUGGGAUUUACACCAUCCAGCCCAUUCCUCUCCGACAACCUUUUGAGGCAUACUGUGACAUGGUGGCUGAUGGUGGUGGCUGGACCAUGAUCCAGCGUCGGCAGGAUGGCACUGUGGACUUCAACCGCACCUGGCAAGAGUACAAGAAAGGAUUUGGCAGCUUACAAGGGGAACAUUGGUUGGGAAAUGAACACCUCCACAGUUUAACCCGCCUGGGACAGCAUGUCCUGCGUAUAGAACUGGAAGACUGGCAUGGUGUCAAGCGACAUGCCAUUUACCGCAAAUUCAAAGUAGCUAGUGAGGCCAACAAGUAUCGCCUGACAGCUCGGGAAUACCAAGGCAACGCAGGCAAUGCUCUGAGCUAUAGCCGCAACUACAACCAUGAUCACAAAUGCUUCACAACCUGGGACACUGACAAUGACAACUACUCCAUGGGUAAUUGUGGUACAUAUUAUGGGGCUGGCUGGUGGUUUGACUCAUGCCUGGCAGCCAACCCUAAUGGGAAGUACUACCAUGGACGUUACAGUGGGGUGACCAAUGGCAUCUACUGGGGAACAUGGUAUAUCUUGAUUGAUAAAAGGACCAACCAGAAGUAUUCCUUCAAAAAAGUGGAAAUGAAAACUAGGCCUGUUAACUUUUAAGAAAAGCAUGUAACCAAAGGAGGUGACCUUCAAAAAGCUUUAAAGUGCUGGGCUGAGCAAAAGAUACAAUAGGGUGCAUCAGCAAUGUAGAGCUUAGGGCCACACUGACCCACACCUCACCUUCCUUAAUCGCCUAGAGCUGAACACCAAUUGAAACACUUGGGGUUUAAAUGCUUUGACACCUGAGUGCUUACCUUUCCCUGAAGGCCAAAGACCAUGUGCCAACAUGCCUUUGUAUGGGACUGAUCUCAUGAAAUAAUAAGAUACUGUAAGCAGAGCUGCUGAACAUCAAAAGCAGAAUGAGGAGGAGGUAGGUGGAGGUAAGGUUUCAGAGCUGCCUUAAAACAAAUCUGGGCAUUCCUUGCUCUUUUUGAAGGUAGCAAUAAGAUAUCCAAUGAGCAUUAUAAAAAGGCAAUUCACAGUGAAUCUCAGACAGUGGGAAAGUGGCAGGAAAGCACUAAGGGUAACUAGGACAUAGGAAAACAACAAAGAAUCAAAGUAAAGCAAAAGUGUGGUCUGAUUCUUUUUCCGAAGUCUUAAAGUGACAAAUUUUAUAUGGGCUGUGGUAUUUACAAGAGUUGCGUGGCGCAACAUGACCCGAACAAUUGUGCAACAUGGCCCGAACUCUACUUACUGUCUCUAUACUUCCAUGCAGUUAUUCUUGUUUCAUUUCACAUUAAAAACGUUUUACAACAUUGAUGCAUGAACCUAAAAUUCAAAUAGUGCACAAUAGUGUAUUUACCUAAUGCAAUGGACACUCAUAAGCAAAGUUACAUACUGCCAAGAAGAUGGACUUCUGUGUACCACAAGUACUUUAAGGUCAAAGAUACUUUUAACACAUUCAUAUUUAAGUAUUUGGCAGUUGUGACCCAAUUUUUAAGAUUUGGUAUUCUAUCAGUUUAAAAGCAAGAAUUUUGUUGUAAACACAUCUGUAAUCUUGAUUAAAACUAUUAUUGCAUUUUCA
This is a messenger RNA of Anolis carolinensis (green anole), 9193 nucleotides long. Its product is annotated as fibroleukin. The record is from RefSeq and is a predicted model, not a curated record. The coding region runs from base 6934 to 8229 and encodes 431 amino acids. Lineage: Eukaryota; Metazoa; Chordata; Lepidosauria; Squamata; Anolidae. The transcript has 4 exons.